UAACCUACAUCGUAAACAUGCGCUGUUCAUGUCGUGAAAAUGGAACUCGCCAAAUGGUGAAAUAGAAGAAAUAUUUCCUUAUUUUAAUUUCAUAUUCGUUGUCUUGGAUAAAAUGUACGAUUUCAAACGAAACAAAAAUAACAGAAAACGCUUUACUUAGUUCAACGUGAUCGUUAGUGAUCGCUCCCCGUAAAAUUUCUUCUUCGUUCUAUUUUCAACCUAACCUAAGUUGUAAACAUGCGUUGUUCGCGUUGUUAAAAUUAAACUGCCUAAAUGGAAAACGAAGUGAUGGAAUGUAACGCGAGCACUAAGCGGGAAGCGCCGAACGUACUGGUAACUGGCACGCCGGGCGUUGGAAAAUCGACGCUGUGCAAAAAACUCUCCGAAUUAACGGGCAUGCAGUGGUUGGAAAUAUCCAAAGUGGCAAAAGACAAUAACUGCUUGGAAGAAUACGACCAGGUGUACCAGUGCCCGGUAUUAGACGAGGAUAAACUUUUAGACGGCUUGGAGGAAACUAUGAAUCGGGGCGGCAAUAUCGUCGAUUAUCACAGUUGCGAAUUUUUUCCAGAAAGAUGGUUCGAUGCCGUCUUUGUAUUAAGAACAGAUAACACCACACUAUAUGAUAGAUUAACGGGGAGAGGUUACAGCGGGAAAAAGCUGGAAGAUAAUAUAGACUGUGAAAUUUUUCAAGUUAUUUUGGACGAAGCUAACAAUUCUUAUAAGCAAGAUAUUGUUCAGGAAUUAACCAGUGUGUCAUCUGAAGAUUUGCAGAAAAACAUUGAAACAAUUUGCUUGUGGCUGCAACAGUGGUUUCAAAAUAGCGGUGCGUGAUAAGUAGAAAAACAUGAUCAAACUACAAU
This is a messenger RNA of Cylas formicarius (sweet potato weevil), 860 nucleotides long. It is a transcript of the gene Ak6, whose product is annotated as adenylate kinase isoenzyme 6. The transcript has a single exon. Gene Ontology annotation, molecular function: AMP kinase activity; ATP binding; ATP hydrolysis activity. The record is from RefSeq and is a predicted model, not a curated record. NCBI's taxonomy places the organism in Eukaryota, Metazoa, Arthropoda, Insecta, Coleoptera, Brentidae. Gene Ontology annotation, cellular component: nucleus; cytoplasm. The coding region runs from base 274 to 831 and encodes 185 amino acids.